Messenger RNA from Mus pahari (shrew mouse), 7688 nucleotides. It is a transcript of the gene Gpr146, whose product is annotated as G protein-coupled receptor 146. The transcript is spliced from 2 exons. Gene Ontology annotation, cellular component: membrane. NCBI's taxonomy places the organism in Eukaryota, Metazoa, Chordata, Mammalia, Rodentia, Muridae. The record is from RefSeq and is a predicted model, not a curated record. Gene Ontology annotation, molecular function: G protein-coupled receptor activity. Gene Ontology annotation, biological process: G protein-coupled receptor signaling pathway. Bases 5356 to 6357 code for a protein of 333 amino acids.
CUUCCCUUCCCAAUUCCACAUUCCUUGGAAGGCAGUGAGUGCAGGGCAGUGGGGCUGGUUGUUUACCCUGUAGUUUAAUAGUAGAGAAACACCAGGGCGCUCACUAGGAUCAUCCUCACGCCCCAAGCCAGAGCCUCUGCCACCUGAUGGCCAUGGUGGAGAAAACCAGGUUCCCAGAGUGAAUUCUGGAAGGUCUUGACAUUUGCCCUUGUGGCCGCACCCCACCCCUCCCCAUGACGGCUCACAUGCAGUGUCUCCUGGGCCCAUGUGCUCUCAUGCCCAUCCUCCCUCAUUCUCCUCUUCCCAUGUGUCAGUUGACACAGAGUCUGAGCGAAAGGUCACAGACCAGCUUCUGCUGCUCUGAUGACAGCUAGGGGAAAAGACUAGAGCUCUGUGCCCAGUGCUUCCGGGCUUAGCAAGCACUCUUGGUGUCCUACCCCCCCGACACACAUGCUUGGGGGAGUUUUCUAGUCUACAUCCGGGUAAACUGAGGAGCAGGAUGGCAGUGAUCUGUCUACUCAGGCAGAAGGGCUUGGGUGUCACAGGCACAGGGGUUGAGCUUCCUGAGAGCUCAGAGCCCAGGCUCAUAGCCUCAGUGCUCCCAUGUCCAUUUCAGCUCUCCUUCCUGAGAGCAGCAUGUGUCAGGUCACAGGUGUCAUCAGUACCUGUAGGUAAGGAUGCUAUUUAGGGCUUGGCAUAGUGGCUUAUGCCUGUAAUCCCAGCAUGCAGGAGGCUGAGGCAGGGGGAUCAUGAAUUCAAGGCAUGCCUGGUCUUCAGACUAAAACCCUGUUUAAAACAAUAACAACAACAAAAGAACCCUCUAUUUCAAACUAGCACAACCGUGCCUGGAGCACCCUAGGUUUCCUGUGGGGACACCGUCCACUGCUUACCUGUCCCCAUCCCAUUCUAUCUCUCAGGCCCAGUGGCCACUCCCAACUUAACCCUUGCCACAACAGUUAAGGAAGAGCACCCACACUGUUGAUUCUCUGGUGCUCAGGACCCCAGGUCCUCUGGCCUGGAGCAUGUGAACCUGCCGUUCAUCUCACAGGGUACUGUUGCCCUCAGACUGCCUGAACCUAGCUCUGAGCGGGACCUGUUGUUUGGCAGCAUAGUGUCUCAGAGGGCGAGCCAGAUAUAAUGGACACAGGUGGAAUCCCAGUACUUAGGCAGCUGUAGCAGGAGAGUCACAAUCCAAGGCCCGCCUGGGCUACCUAGUCUCAACAGAACCCAAGACCCCAGAGCUGUGUCCUCAGGUCCUAGAGCAAGAUGGGCCACCAGGGUAUAGUUAGGUUCUUGCUGAGGACCCCGCCUUGCAGGCCUCGGUGGUCGGGGAUGCAGGUGAGGCUUGCUUUCUUCAGUCCCCCUGGGGCCCAGAACCAUGGAGAAGGGGGAAGCCCAUUGGGCAAUGUGGAUGGACUGAAUCUUCCUUAUGCUAAGGGGGCUAACGAUGCAUCCUGGCCUUCUGCCUUGGAGGGCACUGAGCAUGAAGGACCCACAGCCAAGUCCUCAGCAUGCCAAGGGUGGUGUCUGAGGGAGAGAAAGUACCACCUCUGUACCCACCAGCCUGCUCAGCCCCAGGUACUAAUUAGGCCUCACCCACCAGGAUGGAGGCGGUGCUCAUUACCCGGCCUUUCGGUCGGGCUUGGAAGGGUGAUGAACAGGUUGGCUGAGGUCAUCCCAGAGUCAGGAAGGCAGUUUGGGCAGGAAACAGAAAUGCAGAGCCCCAAGUUCUUCCCUGGUGGCUAUUCUGAGCUGCCACCCUGGCUGGGGUGAGGAACUGUCUUUGCACCCACCGUCAUUCCCUCGCUCAGGCUCCACGGCAAGCCUCAGUGCCAUCUAGACUUGUCACACACAAGGAGAGCCUCCUCGUCUUGAUCUCUGUCCUCCGUGACACCUGUGCCCUGCCCCUCCCUUUGUUGCUUUGUGGGAUGGAGGAGAAGCCAUCAGCUGAGGGGUUCAGCUGAGUGAGGACUAUCUCUGCUCUCACACAAAGCCAUAAGUGUCCCCCUGCUCCCAUGAGACUGGCCUCAUCACCCUUUCCUUGGUCUUCUGCUGCCUUGAUAUGCUGGAACCUUAAAAGCCUUCUGAGGCUGUAGUACUGUUGCUAAUCAUCAUGGACUCUGUGUGUGUGUGUGUGUGUGUGUGUGUGUGUGUGUGUGUGUGUGUGAGGAAGAGAGAGAGAGAGGGAGGGAGAGAGAGAGAGAGAGAGAGAGAGAGAGAGAGAGAGAGAGAGAAAACCCACAUCUUCCAUGUCCCCUUCCAUUGUUCUCCAUUUAUUUUCAAAGCUGGAGCUCAGUGAUCGUCCGUGGGCUGGCCAGCAAGCUCUGGGGAUCUGCCUGUCUCCGCCUCCCCAGUGCUACAGUUACAGACACACAGUCUCCCCCAGUUUCAUACAAAUGCUGGAUCCAGUGCUCGCGUUGGCAUAGCAAGUGCUUUACCAACUGAUCUACCCCACCCCUUGCCCUUUUAUGAUUGUAAUUAACAAAAGUGUGAAAGAGGGCAAGCGAAUAUACUAUGUCAUUAAUGAAUUCAUUAACAAACUAACUGCAGUCUUCUUGGGUAGCCUAAGGCCUGUGUGGUCCUAGCUCCUUUGUCCUCUUAGCUGAGGUUCCCCACGCUUGGGUGAAGGGUGCCCAGAAGGAGGGACAUGCUGACCUACUACUACUUCAGGGCUUUGCCCCAGCAAAGUUGGGAUUGAGUUUGGGGCUGGUGUUGGCCAGAUCCUGAGUGGGUAGCACCUCCCAUGACGAUGUGGGUAGGGAAGGAGAGAGAGUGUGUGGGCUGCCACAGUAUCCUUGAGGGAGACACAUCUGGGGUCAGUGAAGCCUGAGACUAGCAGGACAGCUGGGGGAGGCUGGGCCUUCCGAGACAGAGAGGUCAGAAGUGAAGAGCCCCACUGAGGGUGUGAGGGCCACUCAGAGCUGGCAGGAAGACUUAGCAAGGCUGGGCUAUGAUUGGGAGCUGCCAAGUUAAGACUGGCAGCCAGCAGGAAGAGUGACAGGGUCAGGGACUGGGUUGGCUUCAGAGGUGUGACUUGGUGCUGUUUGAACCAAAGGAGACCUGGGUAGGCAGGGAUUGUGGGGGAGGGCUUGGGGGAUGGGAACAGCCAGAAGGAGGAAUGGAAGAAAGCCGUGAUAAGGGCAGAGUCUGGUGGGAUCAGGAGGGUGUCCCUAGCAACACAGAGCACCCUCAAGCCUUAGCCGGGCCAGUGGGCAGUACUUGGUGAGUAGAGGGAGUGUCGUCUCCCUGGUCUGCUGAAGGGGCUGGCACAAGUUGGCAGGGCCCCAGAAGUCGGGUCAUGAAUGAACGCUGCAGUCUCUCAGGCAGAAUGUGACACACGCUGGGGACAAUCUCAGUGCUGGGCUCCCACCCACCUCUGCUGUCUCCAUGUUGCUGCAUAGAGUGGCACCUCCCUGGAACCUCCCCGUCACUGGACAAACCCAGGCAUCCCCUGGCAGGGCAGAGCAUAGCUCUGUGGAGACCACCAGACGAUUUCUCCCCAGCCUCCCACUGGUUUACGAUCCAGUUUCUCAGGAAGGAAAUUACCAGAUGGCCUGGCUAACUGGAAAGACAGCCUAGCCCGGGUCAGAGGGUGGAAACCAAAUCAUUGUUCACCGGCUACAGGAAGUCCAUCUUCUCCAGCAGCAAGGGGAACAGGAAGGAAGAUGCAGAGAGACAGGACCCCUGGGAAGCCUGUGAGUACAUCCACACCCACAUGCUAUGGGGGCCAGCCUCCCCAAUUCCCUUCUGUGGAUAGGGAGAAUAGUUGGCUGAGGCCACUGGACUUGCUGGGGUACUACUAUUAGGUGCCCACAGCCUCAACAGGGGAACCCCACUGGAGGGUGCCCCAAGUAGAACUGACUGGAUUGAGGGUCCCCAAGGCCAGAGCUCUACAGCCAAGGACAGAGACUGGCUAUGGUUCUGAGGCCUUGACGGCUGCUCCCAGCUGUCAUUAGGCCAUCCCCAGCUGUUCCUCCCCAAGCUGCAGCCCACACCUUAAGGUGGCCAUAGGGACAUUCCCAGGGCAGAAAAGCUGGGACGGGUGCUCUAGUGACACAGUCAGACCCCUGACGUGGAUGGGGCAGCUUAAACAGCCACUCUGCUCUUGGGCUCUCCCAGCUGUGCCUGCUGGGAGGAGCAUCUCCAGGAGCAACACCAUAGCAAGCCUUGAAGAAUAUCACUUUUAGAAGAGAAAUGAAAGCAAGUAUUAUUCUGGCUUUUUUUUUUCCCCCAUCUGAAAUAAAAGUUCUGAUGAGUAAGAAAAUUUUGAACAGCAGUUACCCGCUAGCUGCUAGACAAAGCUUAUCAGGUGUUCCACACUCACAAGCUGGCGAGAAGCACGCCCCCCUGAGGUACAUCCAGAUAAACAGCACAGCAUAGCUCUCAGAUCCAGGCCAUGGCAGGCAGCACAUGAAUAUGGAGGGAAUUCUCCCCAGACAGACACUACACAGUUCCACACGAUGCUUUCCCUGAAGCCCGGCUGCUCGCCCAGCGCGGGCCCUGAGCCCUACCUCCUGCCCCCACUUCUCACUGCAGGCCAUUAGCAGUCCAGGCAGCUGCUGUGCCCACCAGGCCGCAUGGGGGGUCACAGAGGGCAAACAGUCCUGCCAGGCCACAGCGCCGCUGCCAAGGAGUAGCUCUCCCCUGCUCUUGUGGCCCCGGACAGGGUCACACGCAGGCACAUCUGGCAGUGCACGUGUGGGAGGCUUUGAGCCCCCUGCCCCAGCUCGGGUGUUUUCAAUUCUAAGCCUGCCCUGUGCCACCACUGUGCCUUCAAAGAGCCUUGUGUGUCCCUGGGCCCGCAGUAAGAGCAGCCAGCAUCUCUAUGGCGGAGUCUCAGAGACGUCCAACUAUUUUGUCCUUAGUUCUACAGACAAACGUCUGUUCAGUUGACUUCCUUAAGGGAAAAGGGAACUCAGGACUGAACUAAACUGCUCCAGGUCCCAGGAGCUGAGCUGCCUGUCCCGAACCUGCAGGCCCUCCCUGCCCAGGGGCUGGAUGCUCUUCAGGGCAGAUACAGAACACCCCUCCACCCACCCACCCCCAGCACAGCGCAGAGGAUGUGAGCACACUUGAUCUGGAGGGCAGAAGUGCCGCCUCUCCUCCCGAAACCAGCUGUAAACACAGAUAGGGAGGGGCCUCCGUGACUGCCAAGGGAGGCAGCAACUUUGUGAGUAAUUGACUCAAGGAAAACAAGUGUGGCAGGAGUUGUGUGUGGUGCUCACGAGCAUCGCUGGCUGGGGCUCCUGAGACACAGGCCCUGGCCCGGCAUGCUGCCUGCUGCUAGCCUCUGGAGCCCACAGCACAGAGGAAGGAGGGACUUGUAAUAAAGCUGCGAAGCUGGGGUGAGCUGCCAUGUGGAGCUGUGGCCCACUCAACAGCACAGCGUGGACUGAGGAGCCACUGUGCCGGAACCUGCGCCUGGGGCUGUGGGUCCUCUCGCUGCUCUACCUGGGGGCAGGGGUCCCCGUGAGCUUAGGCUACAAUGCUCUUCUAGUGCUGGCCAACUUGGCCAGCAAGAACACCAUGACCAUGCCCGACGUGUACUUCGUGAACAUGGCCGUGGCGGGGCUGGUGCUCACAGCCCUGGCACCUGCGUACCUGCUGGGCCCUGCCCACUCCAGGUGGGCCCUGUGGAGCCUCAGCAGUGAGGCCCAUGUGACACUGCUCAUCCUGUUCAAUGUGGCUUCCCUGGUGACCAUGUACUCCACUGCACUGCUGAGCCUUGACUACUACAUUGAGCGUGCCCUGCCACGCACCUACAUGGCCAGUGUGUACAACACCCGGCACGUGUGUGGCUUCGUCUGGGGAGGGGCGGUGCUCACCAGCUUCUCCUCCCUGCUCUUCUACAUCUGCAGUCACGUGUCUUCUAGAAUCGCUGAGUGUGCCCGGAUGCAGAACACGGAGGCAGCCGACGCUAUCCUUGUGCUCAUCGGCUACGUGGUGCCAGGUCUGGCUGUGUUGUAUGCCCUGGCACUCAUCUCAAGGAUCAGGAAGGAAGACACGCCCCUGGACCAGGACACCAGCAGGCUGGACCCCUCGGUGCACAGGCUGCUGGUGGCCACCGUGUGCACUCAGUUUGGCCUCUGGACACCUUACUACCUGAGCCUGGGGCACACGGUGCUGGCGUCACGGGGGAGGACCGUGGAGGGGCAUUAUCUGGGCAUCCUACAGGUUGCUAAAGACCUGGCCAAGUUCUUGGCCUUCUCAAGCAGUUCUGUGACACCGCUGCUCUACCGUUACAUCAACAAAGCCUUCCCCAGCAAGCUCCGGCGGCUGAUGAAGAAGAUGCACUGUGGGCGCCGCCACUGCUCCCCCGACCCCUCGGGGAUACAGCAGGUGAUGGCACAGGCGUAGCUAACCCUCCCUGGGCUGACGUCCUGAAGAGGGCCUGACUGCGAGGAACACUAAAACUCAACUGGACACAUAGCACUUUGUUCCCCAGGCACACGGCGCUUCCAGCCCCGGAGACACACUGAAGCCAGAGAUGCACAGCGGGGCAUUUCUCUUGGCAUUUUCUGUUUUCCCCUAAAAGGCCAACCUUGGUCUUACGCUGCACUGUGGAAAGCAGGGGUGCCUUGUGUGAACGGGCUGCUUCUAACUAACCUUCCUUCCCACCUUCUCCCUCAAGGUGUGCCUUUCUCCCAGGGACAUCUGCAAGGUCCAAGUCCUCAAAAGCAGGCUGACCUUCGGCCUCCCUGGUAUUUGGGCUUUGUAAAUGAAGCGAUGAAAUCUAAAGCCAGUAUUUAUACUUCAUAUUGACAUGAUACUUGAUUCUCCUAUAAUUAUUUUUUUAAAAAAUAGAAGUGUUAGAAAGAUACCUAGUAUUAAGAAGGCGGCACUUCAGGGGAAUGUGGCUGUCGCCGAUACCAGUGUUACAGCUUGAGGACAGGACAGUGUACCUGUCAAGCUGCAGCAGCUACACAGCCAUUGCUGACAGUGACAGCUAUGGAGCACUGGCCCUCUCCCCAGCCACACAUGUCUGGCACCUCUCCUCUACUGAGAGAGGAUCUUUCCAGUGCUUCAACAUAUGCAUAUACAUAAAUGGAAGAAAAAGGAGUGUGUUCUCUUAGUGCCAAAGGCCUUCCGGAGAUCUGGAUGUGGUAGAGGGCUAGCUAGGCAUAGAGGGAAAGGCAGGUUGUAUGAGACCACCGCUCCAAGAUGACCAGGGACUGGCAUCAGAGGAAGGGCCCUGCUGGGCCAGUUUCACACAGCUGUGGGGUGGCACAUGAGGAGGCUCACCUCCCACAGGUGUGUGCAUCCAGGCCUCACCCACCUGCUUCUGGGGCCUCUUACCAUCCUCGUGUUUGGUGACUAUCUAAUGUGGGCAUGAAAAGAAUUCCCACCACCCAAAUUCUCUCAGCUACAUGGCAUCCCCAGUUCUAAAGGCCUCCAUGUGCCCAUCUCACCCCCGCCUCUACAGAAGGUGGGUGUGUGACCUGCACUCCGUGGCCUUCCUGCAUGGCCCCACAGCUGGUCCUGGUUGUCUGGGAACUGCUGCUCUGAGUCAGUAACUUCAGUGUUAUCUGUUCUAUGCAAGCUCCAUCUCCUUGGACCGUGACUGCUCCAGUUAAUCUGCCUUAAGGAGAAUUAGGGAGAAACAUGAGGCCCACAGCCCUACUAUGACCUACUGGGCAUGCUCUGUGGGCCUCAGUUCAUGAAUAAACCAAAGGGCUGGUUACACAGGC